Molecule: messenger RNA, 165 nt
Organism: Spirodela intermedia
Lineage: Eukaryota; Viridiplantae; Streptophyta; Magnoliopsida; Alismatales; Araceae
Source: the annotation of a GenBank genome assembly
AUGGUGCCGGCGAGGGCGGUAGUGGAGGUGCUCCGGUCUGUUCCCUGGGCAAGGCGGGCCAGGCCGAAGUCGCCGAGGUGGGCCUCGAAAUCGACAUCGAGCAGGACGUUGUUGGGCUUGACGUCGCGGUGGACGACGGUGCCGCCGCACUCCUCGUGGAGGUAA